This is a messenger RNA of Rhizophagus irregularis DAOM 181602=DAOM 197198, 435 nucleotides long. RefSeq lists its product as uncharacterized. Lineage: Eukaryota; Fungi; Glomeromycota; Glomeromycetes; Glomerales; Glomeraceae. The record is from RefSeq and is a predicted model, not a curated record.
AUGUAUUCUACCGUCGAGAAUGCAUCAACUGCCACAUAUGCUCAGAUUGAUGCAAAGAUUAUAGAUUACGAUGCAAGAUUCCGACACCCAAGUUCUGACAAUCGUCCUUCAUCGUCCCCAGUGGCGUCACCAUCAACUAACAUAUUUGCGCAAAGAAGGAACAGAUUUUCCUCUGAAUCUUCUAUUACAAAGAACGAUUCAAUCAUUACAAUAGAAGAUACGCAAAAUGAGAGCGAUACUGAAGAAGAUCCGAUUAGUAUUGUAAAUGAUAAAUCACCUAAAAAAAAGCGACAACUAUCGGAUCUAUGUUUAACAGAUGAUGAAUCUGAUCUAUCUGCCAGCAAACCUAUUGAAGAAAACCAGCCAUAUAGUGAAAAAGGAGGUAGUGGCAAGCGUGGAGGUCGUGGGAAACGUGGAGGUCGUGCAAAAAAGUAA